Necator americanus (New World hookworm) is the source of this 2421-nucleotide messenger RNA. RefSeq lists its product as uncharacterized. The transcript has 22 exons. The record is from RefSeq and is a predicted model, not a curated record. NCBI's taxonomy places the organism in Eukaryota, Metazoa, Nematoda, Chromadorea, Rhabditida, Ancylostomatidae. Gene Ontology annotation, molecular function: peptide receptor activity; ATP binding; adenylate cyclase activity. Bases 1 to 2421 code for a protein of 806 amino acids. Gene Ontology annotation, biological process: cGMP biosynthetic process; protein phosphorylation; receptor guanylyl cyclase signaling pathway. Gene Ontology annotation, cellular component: plasma membrane.
AUGUUCACCUCUAGAUCCACGUACGUUCCUAAUCCAAACUCAAGAUCUCUAGAAGUUACGCUCUCACGGACACGAGAUGUUGCUCGAAUUAUUGCCUUGUGUUUAUCGGAACCACACGCAAUUCGCACAGCAUUAUUGGCAUCAUUUGAUUUGGGCAUGACAACAAAUGAGUUUCUUUACAUCAUCGUUAACUCACAGAGUGGAGGUUACGUUUUGGGUUCACACGGUAAGCUGACUCCAAUCUGGAAGGAUGUUUCUUCAACGCCCGACGGUAGAGACGACGAUGCUUUGCAAGCGUAUCUGAGAACCAUGUCGAUAUCAUCGUCUCCUUCUCAACACGAGAACGUAGCAGAGUUCAGGAAAAGAGCUUCACUGGAUUCCUAUCAACUGUACCAUAUUGUCAUAUUAUAUGCGAAGUCACUGAACCGCACGAUAUCUGAGGACAUUUCUCAGCUUCGAAAUGGAACCCUGAUAAUCAAGAAUUCGGCAAUGACUAUACAGGGGAUUUCUGGACCAGUGACGAUCAAUGAUCUUGCACAGCUAGUCGCAACCUUGACGGUCUCUAUUGCUGACAGAAAGGGAGAACCUCAAAAAAUUCUUUCUGUACGCAUCAACCAUGACAAAGUGAACAUAACCACGUUCGUAUCCGAUCCUGAAGAAGUAUGGUCAAAUUACGGGGGUGUAAAGCCACUUGACGUCCCUCAAUGUGGGUUGCAAGAUGAAAAGUGCACCUCAAUUUUCGGGAAGGAUCCUCAUGUUUUCGCUUCCCUACUAGUUGUUUCUCUCCUUGUGAUUGUAUUAUUCGCAGCCAUCGGCACACAUAUAUGGAGGGAAAAGGUUAUGCAUGAAAAAGAGAUCAACAUGAAAUGGCUUGUACCCUUCACGGCUCUUCAAAAAAUGGUGAACAAGAAAACGGACGUUUCUACGAUGUCUAUGCAAAGCGAGCAAACGAGAAGAACGGUUGAUUCAUUGAUGUCUUCUAUAGAUGCAUCCGAAAAAUUUUAUUUCUUUACGUACGAGAAUGAAUCGAUAGUUGCUGAAAAACAUGCAGCAACGUCUUCCAUAGAGGAAAACAGAUACAUCCAUCUGAGGAAGGAUGUCAUAGCGAAGAGAUCUGUGCACAUGGAUGGAUUCUUCAUCUUCUGUUUGAUCACCGAAAUCGCAAACGGAUUGUCCUUCAUUCACAGCUCAUUUCUAAAGUAUCACGGAUAUUUGACAUCUUCAAAUUGUCUGGUUAAUGAUCGAUGGCAAGUGAAACUCUCCAGUUACGGACUAAACUUUCUAAGGACUCAUGAGCAAAGAUCAGAGAGAGAAAAUCUCUACCUGGCUCCCGAACUUCUGCGCAGUGCCAAUCCGGCCGGAACCAAGGAGGGCGAUGUAUACAGUUUCGCCAUCAUUUGCUCUGAAUUAAUUGGAAGGACAAGUCCAUGGAAUUUGGAAAAUCGCAACGAAGAUAUAGAUGAGAUUAUUUAUAUGGUCAGGAAAGGAGGGAAGAGAAUGAUACGACCAGAAAUCAAUCCAGAUCCGUCACUCGGGAUUAAUUCUUCUUUGUUACAUUUGGUUCGUGACUGUUGGGAAGAAGAGCCAACGUACAGACCGAACACCGCUUCCAUACAACAAUCUCUCAGAUCUAUUGCUGGAAAAAGAAAUACAAAUUUGAUGGACCAUGUUUUCAAAAUAAUGGAGAACUAUGCAAAUACACUCCAGGAAGAAGUUGAAGUGAGAACAAAAGAGCUUGUCGAAGAGAGAAAGAAAAGUGACAUCCUUCUUUCCCGUUUACUUCCUAGAUCAGUGGCAGAAAAACUUCGUGCGGGUCAAACAGUAACUCCCGAGUCAUUCGAUAGCGUCACGAUUUUCUUUUCGGAUGUCGUGUCCUUCACAGUGAUUGCAUCAAAAUGCACCCCAAUGCAGGUUGUGAACUUCCUCAACGAGUUCUACACGUUGUUCGACAGUAAAAUAGACGAACGCGAUGUGUACAAGGUAGAAACAAUCGGUGAUGCAUACCUGUGCGUGUCGGGACUUCCACGCAGGAACGGCACUCAACACAUCAAAGAAAUAUGCAGCAUGUCGAUCGCAUUGCUGAAGGAUCUCAAAAAUUUCCAAAUUCCACAUCUUCCACAAGAGAAAGUUAACAUUCGAAUAGGAAUUCACUCAGGACCAUGUGUAGCGGGUGUAGUCGGCCUAGUUAUGCCGAAAUAUUGCCUAUUUGGUGAUACGGUAAACACAGCUAGUCGUAUGGAAAGCAACGGCAAAGCCGGUUGCGUGCAUAUGUCCGAGGCUGCCGCCAUUUUGCUGAAACAAGCUUGUCCUGAGUAUGAGGUAGAACCGCGAGGAGAAAUUCUGAUAAAGGGCAAAGGAGUUAUGAAUACAUUUUGGUUGGUGCUUGAAGAAGCUGAUAACCACAUGAGCGACCUCACUUGA